UUAUACCAACAACAGCAGCGACAACAAAACCAACAACAAGACCAACGAAGGCACCGACAACAGUACCGACAACGGUACCAACUACAGAACCAACAACAACACCUACGAAGGCACCGACAACAGUACCGACAACGGUACCAACUACAGAAUCAACAACAACACCUACGAAGGCACCGACAACAGUACCGACAACGGGACCAACAACAGAACGAACAACAGCACCGACGACGGGAACGACAACGGGACCGACAACAAAGCUAACAACAGUACCGACAACGGUACCAACAACAGAACAAACUACAGCCCCGACGACGGGAACGACAACAGCACCAAGUACAGCACCAACAACAGAAGUCGAAACAACUUCGGUGUCUCCUUCUUGUGACGGUGGAUAUCUGCCACACACCAAGUGUCAUCGAACCUAUAUCAAACUUGGAGCAUUCAAGGAGAAAAGUAAAGMYAGAGCGAUGCCAGUGCUGCUAUUGACUGAUCGAGACUGCUUUAGCGACGAGAACGAUGGRCAUAAGCUGGACUGGUACAAAUUCGAAGAAUCAAUUCACAGCUUGGCAUGUCGAUGUGCAGAACUGGCAAAGCAAAACCAUUGGCAAGUAUUUGGCUUACAGAACUACGGCGAAUGUUGGAGUGGUCCAAAUGCAGCAUUCACGUUUGACAAAUAUGGCAAAGCCGGACCGCAUGACUCAGUUCAAAUACUGACUAACAGUACUGCUCAGUGUGACAA
Molecule: messenger RNA, 739 nt
Organism: Exaiptasia diaphana
Lineage: Eukaryota; Metazoa; Cnidaria; Anthozoa; Actiniaria; Aiptasiidae
Product: integumentary mucin A.1
Source: RefSeq, a predicted model, not a curated record